AAGAGGACCUUAAUGAGCGUCUGAAGAGACUGAUCAACGCAGCACCCUGCAUGCUCUUCAUGAAGGGAUCCCCCCAGGAACCCCGCUGUGGUUUCAGCCGUCAGAUAGUGGCGCUUUUCAAGGACCAUGCUAUCCAGUUCAGCAGUUUUGACAUCCUGUCAGACGAGGAAGUGAGAGGGGGGCUGAAGACCUUCUCCAACUGGCCCACCUACCCUCAGGUUUACGUUAACGGAGAACUCGUAGGGGGACUGGACAUUGUCAAGGAACUAGCUGAAUCUGGAGAGCUGGAGAAGACCUGUCCCAAGGCUGUCACACUGGAGCACAGGUUGAAGUCGACCAUCAACAGGAGUCCAGUCAUGCUGUUCAUGAAGGGCAAUAAAGAGCAAGCCAAGUGUGGAUUCAGUCUUCAGAUACUGGAGAUAAUGAACAGCUCAGGGGUGGAAUACAGCACCUUUGAUAUCCUGGAAGAUGAGGAGGUUAGACAGGGUCUGAAGACAUACUCAAACUGGCCAACGUACCCUCAGCUAUACGUCAAUGGAGAACUCAUUGGCGGGCUGGACAUUGUGAAGGAGCUUAAAGACAGUGGAGACCUUUCUUCUGUCCUGAGGGGUGAAUGCUAGAUUCCUGUAGUACUGUUACUGUGAUGGGAAUGAGCUAUGGACUACUGCACUCUUCCUUCCCCUCUCUACCCUCUUCUUCCUCUCUCUACCCUCUUCUUCCCCUCUCUACCCUCUUCUUCCUCUCUCUACCCUCUUCUUCCUCUCUCUACCCUCCUCUUCCUCUCUCUACCCUCUUCUUCCUCCCUCUACCCUCUUCUUCCUCUCUCUACCCUCUUCUUCCCCUCUCUAUCCUCCUCUUUCUCUCUACCCUCCUCUUCCCCCCUCUACCCUCCUCUUCCUCUCUCUACCCUCCUCUUCCUCUCUCUACCCUCCUCUUCCCCUCUCUAUCCUAUUCCCCUCUCUAUCCUCUUCUCUACCCUCUUCCCUCUUCUCUCCCCCUCUCUGAAAUACAUUAUAUUAUCCAUCCAUUGAUUUUUCUGAACAUGGCUCAGGUGUCCAAAUGAACCUGAUUGAUCAACCUGCAUUCUGCCAUCAGCUGCAAAUAUAAUAAAGUCAUCCAUGAUGCUA
Molecule: messenger RNA, 1127 nt
Organism: Oncorhynchus nerka (sockeye salmon)
Lineage: Eukaryota; Metazoa; Chordata; Actinopteri; Salmoniformes; Salmonidae
Product: glutaredoxin 3-like
Exons: 8
Coding region: 51-620 (189 amino acids)
Biological process (GO): intracellular iron ion homeostasis
Cellular component (GO): cytosol; nucleus
Source: RefSeq, a predicted model, not a curated record